AUGCCUGACAUCGCUGACGACGCCAACAAUCGGAAUGAUUUGAUGUCGAAAUUUCAAAAACUUCAAUCUGAAACCAAUGAAAUUCAAUCGAUAUUUUCCAAGCAAUCUUCAUUCGAUGCGACAAGUCUCUCUGGAAAUAAAAUGCUCAAGGAUUUGUGUGAAACGAUGAUAAGACAGCAAAACGAACAUAACAAAUUCAAUGAAGAACUUCUGAAGACAAUGAAAGAUCAGAAUACAAGACUAACAAAUCGGCAGAAUGAGCAAAACAAGUUUAAUGAAGGACUUCUGAAGACGAAUACAGAACUGAAACAUCAAUCUGAGCAAGUGCUGAAAGAGAUUCGAUCGAUUAAAUCAGAUUUUGAAGAAUCGAAAAAACAACAUUCAUUAGAGAUACAGUCAAUGAAGAAAUUGAUGAGUGUUCCGGAUUCAGCUGAUUCAUCGUUAUUUCCAGAUACUUCAGUGAAAAAUGAUACAUCAGCAAGUGUCAUUGGAAAGGAAUUCGUACUCAAACACGUCUUCGAAAAUGUUUCAGAAAUCGGCACGAGACCAGUUUUCAGUGAAGAAGCGGAGCAUUUCAAUAUUCCAUGUAUAGUUUCAAAUCAAGGAUCGAAAAAGACUCGAGAAUGUUCGAACGAUUUUGGUAAUAAAAAAGACGGCGAAAACUUCACUUCUUAUGGAUGGAUAACAUUUCUUGACUGGGAAAUCAUGGAAGAAGAAUAUGCGAAUGAUGGGAAAUUACAAGUAGAAAUUCGUGUCAAAAUCACUAAAACAACUGGAUUAUAUGGAAAACCAUUGAAAGAUUUUGAUGAGAGAAAUAAAUCAUUUUCGGAUGUUGUGAUUGUAGUCAAAGAGAGGAAAUUCUAUGUAUUCAAGUUGCAUCUCGCUGCUCAAUCCGUCUACUUCAAGUGGUUUCUAUCCGAGAUAUCUCCGAACGGAAAAGUAGAACUCAAUGAUAUCGAAUCAGAAGAGUUUCAAGUCUUUUUGGAAGUUUUAUACGGAGAACCAGCUAUUAAUGAAAAGACAGUGGAAGUCAUCCUCUACAUGGCGAAGAAGUACGUUACACACGCUGUUACAGCGAAAUGUGAAGAAUUCCUUAUCGAUGAAUCUGAGAAAAAAUUGAAGAAGAAAUUGCAAUUAGCAAUAAAAUAUAAAUUGGAGAAAUUGAAGAUGUCUGACACCACUGACGACGCCAAUAAUCCCAAGAAUUUGAUGUCGAAAUUCCAAAAGCUUCAAUCUGAAACCAAUGAAAUUCAAUCGAUAUUUUCCAAGCAAUCUUCAUUCGAUGCGACAAGUCUCUCUGGAAAUAAACUGCUCAAGGAUAUUUGUGAAUCGAUGAUAAAUCGUGAGAAUGAACAAAAUAAGUUCAAUGAAGAACUUCUGAAGACGAUGAAAGAUCAGAAUACAGAACUAACAAAUUGGAAGAACGAACAAGAAAAAUUUAAUCAAGAAGUUCUAAAGACGAAUAAAGAAAUGUUGAAAGAGAUUCGAUCGAUGAAAUUAGAUUUGGAAGAAUCGAAGAAACAACAUUUAUCAGAUUUACAGUCAAUGAAGAAAUUUAUGAGUCCUCCGGAUUCAGCUGAUUCCUCGGAAGCGUUAGUCUACCGCAAUGGAAAUUUUAUGGCUUUUUACUUGAAUUUCCCGAAAUCGAUAGAAGCGGAUGAGUGGUCAGCGCAGACAAAUAUCGAAUACAGUAUUGUUUCGAAUCAAGGAACGAGAAAGACUCGAGAAUGUUCCAAGGAUUUUGGUAAUAAAAAAGACACAUCUUGUUCUUACGGAUGGUCGAAAUUUAUCGAUUGGGGAAGCUUGGAAAAGGAUUUCAUUGUUGAUGGAAAGCUGCGAGCUGAAAUUUCCGUAAAAAUCACUAAAACAACUGGAUUAUAUGGAAAACCAUUGAAAGAUUUUGAUGAGAGAAAUAAAUCAUUUUCGGAUGUUGUGAUUGUAGUCAAAGAGAGGAAAUUCUAUGUAUUCAAGUUGCAUCUCGCUGCUCAAUCUGUCUACUUCAAGUCGUUUCUAUCAGAGAUAUCUCCGAACGGAAAAGUAGAACUCAGCGAUAUCGAAUCAGAAGAUUUUCAAGUCUACCUGGAAGUUUUGUACGGAGAACCAGCUAUUAAUGAAAAGACAGUGGAAGUUGUUCUAUACAUGGCGGAGAAGUACGAUACACACGCUGUUACUAAGAAAUGUGAGCAGUUUCUUAUCGAUGAAUCUGGGAAAAAAAUGAAGAAGAAGUUGCAGUUAGCGACCAAGUACAAGUUGGAACAAUUGAAGGAACACUGCUUGGACAACAUCAAUACUGCCGCAGAUAUUCGAUCGGUUGUGCCAUCAGAAAUUAGUGAUAUGGAUCCCUCGACAAUGGCAUCACUUUUCCAGAAAUCUCUAGCUUUUCUUGGAUAG
Messenger RNA from Caenorhabditis remanei, 2391 nucleotides. RefSeq lists its product as uncharacterized. The transcript has 12 exons. The coding region runs from base 1 to 2391 and encodes 796 amino acids. Gene Ontology annotation, molecular function: protein binding. The record is from RefSeq and is a predicted model, not a curated record. Lineage: Eukaryota; Metazoa; Nematoda; Chromadorea; Rhabditida; Rhabditidae.